Musca domestica (house fly) is the source of this 1221-nucleotide messenger RNA. It is a transcript of the gene bic, whose product is annotated as transcription factor BTF3 homolog 4. The transcript has 2 exons. Bases 150 to 698 code for a protein of 182 amino acids. Gene Ontology annotation, cellular component: cytosol; nascent polypeptide-associated complex. The record is from RefSeq and is a predicted model, not a curated record. NCBI's taxonomy places the organism in Eukaryota, Metazoa, Arthropoda, Insecta, Diptera, Muscidae.
CGGCCAUUAUUGUAGUCUACUACAAUAAAUUGCUAGAAUGGUGCUGGAAUUUUUAGCAUGCAUAAUGGCGACGAUUUCUUUUUGACAGUUGACUCUACUUUUGGCGCACGUGUUUUCUCACGCACCGUCCUCAAAAAAUCAAUUAAAAUAUGAAUGCCGAAAAAUUGAAGAAAUUGCAAGCGCAAGUGCGUAUCGGUGGUAAGGGUACUCCUCGUCGCAAGAAGAAGAUUGUUCACUCCACCCCCGCUACAGAUGACAAGAAAUUGCAAUCUUCGUUGAAGAAAUUAUCGGUCAACACCAUCCCCGGCAUUGAGGAAGUCAACAUCAUCAAGAACGAUGGUACCGUCAUCCAUUUCAACAAUCCCAAGGCACAGGCUUCAUUGCCCACCAACACCUUUGCCAUUACCGGUCAUGGUGAAAACAAAUCGAUUUCGGAAAUGUUGCCAGGUAUUUUAACACAAUUGGGUCCCCAAGAUAUUACACAGUUGAAAAAGAUCGCCAGCGAAUUGGCUAACAAGAGUGGUGCUGCUGCGGGAGCUGCCGCCGCCGGUGCUGCUGCGGCAGCCAAUGCUGGUGAUGAUGAUGUGCCCGAUUUGGUAGAAAACUUUGAAGAAGUCGCCAUUGGUGGUGCUGCUGCUGCCAAGCCUGCUGAAACUUCAGAAGCUGCCAAAAAGCCCGAAGAAGUACCAGUAGCUUAAGAACAACAAAAACAAAAAAACACAUGAUAACAAAAAUAACCGGCGCAGAGGUUACCUUUUGUACUAGAAGGGUAGUUUAAAGGGAUGAUAAACAAUACCAUUAUUUUUACUAUAAUUAUUAAAGAAACACACAUUUUUUUAUUAACUUUCAUCAUCCGUUUACUUGGAAAUCAUACAAGAAGGAAGCAUACACAAUUAUUAGUGUUGGAAGUUGUAUAAAAAAAGAGAAGACAAAUAUUGGCAAAAGGGGGGUUUUCAAUCCAGUGGAGGAGAAGGAGGAUAAUUGUCUUACACUACUCUGCUGAGGCGAAAACAAAACAAACACAAAAAUCAUCAGUUUUUGGGCAACGUAGUAAGCAAGUUUUACUAUUAUUUUAUUUUAAACUUAACUAUAUAUGCUUAUAAAUAGUAAGAAAUAUUUGUUAAAACAAACAAGUGUAGUACACAACAAUAAUAUGAUACAAAAUUGUUUACUAUUAAAAUACGGACAUCUUUUGAAAAGUAUGUCUUGGAAAAACCACAA